AUGACCACAAAGGCCUUCAAUUGCAAACGAAUGAACGAAGUGAAACGAGGCGAUCGUAUUAUUAUCCUAUACGGCGAGACGGGUACAGGCAAGAGCACUUUUAUCAAUGCCGUGGCUGGUUGCGAUGCUGCCAAGGUGGACCACACUCUGAAAGGUUCAGCAAACAGGAUCGAAGUCUUCAAGAUUACCGGUCCAGAUCUGAAGCCGUUCGUACUAGUUGAAGCCCCAGGAGUCGAUACUUCAAACAACGACUCGAGCAAGCUCGGUCUCUGGUUACAUGACCAGAAGAACCCGCCUGUCGCAGGCGUCAUCUACCUUCGCCGGAUCACCGACAACAGAAUGUCUAACGCACAAAUCAAUACGUUAGACUCGCUCUCCACAAUAUGUGGCAUAGACGCGGCGUCACACAUUUUCGUUCUUACGACGAUGUGGGACGUCCCAGCAACAGCGAGACAGAUUGAACGUGAACGCGAAUUCAAAACAGACUUUUGUAGCAUCAAGGCUGCUCUAGGAGAAUGUAAACUCCUAAGGAUGGAGAAUACCAAGAAGCAAACGACUAGGGAGAUCACUCGAGCUGCGAGGCAGACCGUGCAGGAAGUUUUGGAUAGAGACCCUUGCCGUCUCUUGGUCGGACGGCAGAUGCGGGAUAGUAAGGGAGACUACAGAGGAACUGCUGUCGGAAAGGUCGAGGAAAAGAGCAAGGGCUUUAGAGGUUUCUUCCGGGGGCUGUUCAGCAAGUGA
Messenger RNA from Serendipita indica DSM 11827, 741 nucleotides. Lineage: Eukaryota; Fungi; Basidiomycota; Agaricomycetes; Sebacinales; Serendipitaceae. The record is from the annotation of a GenBank genome assembly.